Lobosporangium transversale is the source of this 189-nucleotide messenger RNA. RefSeq lists its product as hypothetical. The record is from RefSeq and is a predicted model, not a curated record. Lineage: Eukaryota; Fungi; Mortierellomycota; Mortierellomycetes; Mortierellales; Mortierellaceae. The transcript has a single exon. The annotation marks the transcript as partial.
GCACCAUAUAAGGACGUGUGGCCAACAACAAUCGCCUUAAAGGAUGGGUAUCGGCUUGUUAUUGGAACGCAAACAUUCAAUGUGUUGGUUACUUCGUCAAUCCGACUGAAGAUAAAGGAAUUGCCCUCGCUUGGCGGCAUAGCAACGUUAUUCACAAUUAGGGAUAAUCAAUCAUCGAGAGACUCAAAG